CUCUCCCUCUCCGUUCUUGGUGGUCCGAGACCCUUGGCCGUACGCUCUGCCUCACUCCUCCGUCUCUUGCUUCCCUUGCCGCCGGCGGCGCGCGGCGCCGGGCGCGGAUCGGCGGCGGGUGCAUGGUGGAGGCCGCCGCCGGGCGCCGGACAGGCACCAGCCGUCGGCGGCCUAGCGGCAGCGGAGGGGAGCACCGGCACCUGGUCGCGCUCGCCGUCGCCGCGCGCGUCGCCAUGGUCACCACCCGGUCCGUGGGUCCAGCAGCAGUAGCGGAAGGUGAUGGAGCGGGAGCUGCUGUAACAGAUGCCGGCGCCGCUGGCGGUGGCGGACGAUGCAUGGAGGACUUCUUCGACUGCCUCCUCGGCUUGCUCGGCGCGUUAGGCAUGACAUGGGCUGCGGCGCGGCCCCAGCGGCAGCCGCGCCCGCCGCUGCCUCGCGGGGCUGCGGGGGCGGGGCCUGCGCCAACUGACUCCCGGCGUUUCGCGGCGGAGCUCAGGGCCACCCCCGGCCGGAUCGCCGGCAAUGGCGCCUGCGCCGUCGCGUCACUGUACACGCUGCAGGGCAAGAAGGGCGUCAACCAGGAUGCUAUGAUCUUCUGGGAGAACUUCUGUUCAAGAGAUGAUACCAUCUUUUGUGGUGUGUUUGACGGCCAUGGACCUUAUGGCCAUUUGGUUGCCAAGAGAGUAAGAGAUCUGCUGCCUCUAAAGUUAGGAGAAGGUUUGACGACGGAAGAUGGUAGAGUAACAUCCACUGGCAACAUUAAGCUCAACACACAUGAUGUAGCUUCACCAGAACACAUAGACAAAGGAAGUACUGCCAUUUCCUCUGAAGCUCAGCAGAAUGGAGAGUAUCCAGAGACCUUCCCAGCAUUGAGAACUUCAUUCUUGAAGGCAUUCCGUGUAAUGGAUAGGGAUCUCAAAUUACAUAAAAGCAUUGACUGCUUUUUCAGUGGGACUACAGCGGUGGCAGUGAUCAAGCAGGAACACAAUCUUAUAAUUGGCAAUUUGGGGGAUUCAAGAGCUGUCUUAGGCACCAGAGAUGAAAAUAACCAGCUUAUUGCUGUUCAAUUGACAGUUGAUCUCAAACCUAACAUUCCAAGCGAAGCACAGAGAAUCAGGCAACGCAGGGGCAGAAUAUUCGCGCUUCCCGAGGAGCCGGAGGUUGCUCGUGUUUGGCUUCCAAAGUACAACUCUCCUGGACUGGCCAUGGCUAGGGCAUUUGGAGACUUCUGUCUGAAGGACCAUGGUGUAAUUUCUACGCCUGACGUCUCCUAUCACCACAUCACGGAGAAAGACGAAUUUGUGGUGCUGGCUACUGACGGGGUCUGGGACGUGCUAUCAAACGAUGAGGUUGUUAGCACUGUCUGCCGAGCCACAUCUCAGGCCUCUGCAGCCCGGUUUCUCGUCGAGUCGGCUCACCGCGCUUGGCGGACUCGGUUCCCCACUUCUAAGAUCGAUGACUGCGCUGUUGUCUGCCUGUUCCUGAACACAGACAAAGCGAGCGAAUCGUCGAGUUCUUUGGCCAAGAACUUGGCAGAUGCUGUAGAAGCUAGCAGUGCUGGGCGCGCCACAACUGUCCAGGUGAGCGCUGGUGCAUCUACAGAUGUUGCCGCCCUGGUACCAGUACCAGAUGGGAACGAGGUGUCUAUUGCUGAAACCAUCACAAAGCUGGUCACGCUCAUGGAUUUGCCCAAGGAUGGUUGAGGCUCCUGUGAUUGGGACCUGAACGAAGAUAUACCACAUCGGUGGGUUUCUGCUUGCAGUUUUUUUUCCUGAACGCAAGUGUGGCUAGAAUUUGCAGUUUUGCUUCGUGUAAAGUACCGCGUCAGUUUAGCGUGAUUUGUUCCAGUUUUUGUAAUAUUUCAAUUCAUGUUAGUAUUGAUGCGUCCGUGCGUCGUCGAGAUCGUAGUAUUCUGUAGGAAGGAGGCUACUGAGUUUUUGUGCUUCCUGUAAAUAUAUUCAUCAUUCUAUCUCUGGUGUCUGAUCUAUAUCAUCAUUGCUUUGGGGGUCGGUCU
Messenger RNA from Zea mays, 2014 nucleotides. Its product is annotated as putative protein phosphatase 2C family protein. Gene Ontology annotation, molecular function: protein serine/threonine phosphatase activity. Gene Ontology annotation, biological process: protein dephosphorylation. Lineage: Eukaryota; Viridiplantae; Streptophyta; Magnoliopsida; Poales; Poaceae. The record is from RefSeq and is marked validated.